This is a messenger RNA of Anoplopoma fimbria (sablefish), 3178 nucleotides long. RefSeq names its product ANTXR cell adhesion molecule 1d (gene antxr1d). The transcript has 19 exons. Bases 240 to 1985 code for a protein of 581 amino acids. Gene Ontology annotation, molecular function: signaling receptor activity. NCBI's taxonomy places the organism in Eukaryota, Metazoa, Chordata, Actinopteri, Perciformes, Anoplopomatidae. The record is from RefSeq and is a predicted model, not a curated record. Gene Ontology annotation, cellular component: membrane.
AUGAGGAGGAUGCUUGUGCCGUGUGGCAGCAAGUUGCAGCAGCUGAAGCAGAAGACUUGGAGAGCCGGCUUCAACUGAACAAGCCUCCUGUAGUCUGCGUGCACUCAGCCCAACAGGACGGAAACACCGGGAGACAACGCGUAACACCAACGCAGUCGAUCCAGAAACAGAUGAUCCAGAGAAACAUGUGAAGAUCUUUAGUUGUUAAAGUGUUGGGUCAGUCAACAGAAACCGGGAAGAUGGCGAGGACACAAACUCGCAUGUUCCUCGCCUUGGCUUUGCUGGGAAUUUUCCUCCUCGAUGUCUCGGUGAAAGGAGAGCUACAGGGAGAUCAACAGGAGGAGGAGGAGGAGGAGGAGAAGGAAAGGUCCUGUCAGGGCGCCUUCGACCUCUAUUUUGUCCUGGACAAAUCUGGCAGUGUGAAGAAUCACUGGAUAGAAAUUUACUCAUUUGUUGAGCAGUUGGCAGAGAAGUUUAUCAGCCCAAUGCUGCGAAUGUCCUUCAUUGUCUUUUCCACACGGGGUAACAUCAUAAUGAAACUGACGGAGAACAGGGAGGCCAUCACCGGAGGCUUAACAGCUCUGAGAAGGGUUAUCCCCGGAGGAGACACAUUUAUGAACUUAGGCCUGGAGAUGGCUAAUACGCAGAUAGAUCAAGAGAAGCAAGGGACAGCCAGCGUUAUCAUCGCUCUGACGGAUGGGGAACUGAAUGAGUGGCAGUUUGACUCCGCUCAGCGAGAGGCUCAGAGGGCCAGGUCUAUGGGAGCCAUUGUUUACUGUGUGGGGGUCAAAGAAUUCAAUCAGACCCAGCUUGCAACUAUUGCAGACACUGUGGAACACGUGUUUCCUGUAUGGGGAGGCUUCCAAGCCCUCAGGGGAAUCAUUGACUCGAUCAUCAAGAAGUCCUGCAUUGAGAUUCUAGCGGCCGAGCCGUCCAGUGUGUGUGCAGGAGAGAGUUUCCAGGUGGUGGUGAGAGGCAAUGGGUUUCUCCAUGCCAGAAACAUUGACCAGGUCCUCUGCAGCUUUAAACUUAAUGAUACACUCACUGUGGACGAGAGACCAGCUGGAAUAGAGGAUACCUUCCUACUCUGCCCUGCUCCUCUCGUAGAAGAGGUUGGGAGGGUGAUCUACCUGCAGGUGAGCAUGAAUGAGGGCCUCUCCUACAUCACCAGCUCCGUUCACAUCACUACUACAGAGUGUUUUGACGGCACCAUCGUGCUAGUAUCAUUGCUGGUGGUGUUCCUGCUGUUGGCUCUGCUGCUGAUGUGGUGGUUCUGGCCUCUCUGCUGCACUUUGGUGAUCAAAGAACCUCCACCACCUCCUCCUCCAGAGCCAGACUCAGAUGAUGAUGACGGGAUGCCCAAGAAGAAGUGGCCCACAGUGGAUGCGUCCUACUAUGGAGGAAGAGGAGUGGGUGGCAUCAAACGCAUGGAGGUGCGAUGGGGGGAGAAAGGAUCCACUGAGGAAGGUGCGAAGCUGGACAAACCUAAAAAUGCAGUUGUAAAAAUGCCAGAUCAGGAAUUUGAACCGUAUGAGCCGAAGCCUCGAAAACCACGACGCCGCCCCCCACAGCAGAGGAGGUGGUACUCACCCAUUCAGGGGAAGCUGGAUGCUCUGUGGGCUUUGUUCAGGAGAGGUUACGACCAGGUAUCUCUGAUGAGACCACAUCCUGGAGACGAGGGUCGCUGUAUUAGUUUCCAACGGGUCAAAGAUGGCGAGUCCACCCCGAACAACCAGGCUCCUCCUCGCACACAUCACUCUCCCUCGCCGUCGCCGCCUCCUCCUCCUUCUCCUCCGCCCGCCGAACAGCAACCUCUGGUCUCCAACUCUGUCCCCCGUACGAAGCCUCCGUCGAGAGGGCCCCGCACCACGCCACCUUCCCGUGCACCCCCUUCCGUGGCCCAACCACCUCCAGGUCCACCCCCAGCUCGAGCACCCCCCGGGCCCCCGAGACCCCCACCAUCUCGACCCCCACCCAGGCUCUGAUGGAAAAAAAGGGGUCCUCCAAUAAAAAAAACUGAUACAUCAAGUCAUUCCAUAAAACACCUUUGUCCUUCUUCCAUCCCAAAGACAACAGAGAGGCAUAACAUAUUAGAAGCCAGGAGCUCUGUGCUUUGUUGCUGGACAGCAAAAAAAUAUUUAUCUGAUAUCAAAAUCAGCUUUUAGAUAAUAAAAAAAACAUAAAAACAACAAAUAUAUAGUGACUUGAUUAAACCUGUAUGUACAGUAUUAGAUGUUAUGUUGACUUAAGUGGUAAGAGGAAGUGCAAUCCUUUCUGGAAAUUCAAAGAUUUAGGUGUUGUUGAAAGUUAGAUUGUGGCAGUUUCUGCAUGAGGUAAAAAGUUACAUUUGGGUUGGUAGAGAAUAAUAAUGUUAAGCAAGGACGUGGUGAAAAUACAGCACUACUGAAAGAUAAGAGCAGCAAUGUCAGUUAUGUUUGUUAGUGUACACUCUUAGGUUUCAGAAAUUCUGACUACUUUUUUAACCAAAUCAAUUUUUGUUUAGUGAUUUUAAUGCAACUGCAGGGCAGUUUUCCCAUAUUUUAUUUAUUUUAAUACGAGCCCUGUCUGCAUCUGUUUUCUAUUUAGUGUCAGGUGGGUUUCUGGGUUUUUCAAAUCUUUGAGGUAGGGUAAUAUCAAUAUGGAUAUAAAGCAGCAUUCUGGCAUGCCAUCUGAUGUAUUUGUGGUCGUAUUAGCAUCAAGUGGAAGACUGCAUUGAAAAUUUGUAUUGUACUGCAUUUAAUGACUGAAAUGAUCAUUUGCAUUAUUUCUUUAUUAACAACCUUUUGUGUCUGUCUUCAAUAAACAAAAUGUUUUUUUAUGUGCUGUCUAGCAGUGAUUUCUUUUGUAGUUAUUAACAGUCUUAAAUAGUAUGGUAAUAUAGUUCAAGAGGACUUCUUGCACCAUCAUAUUGUGAAUCAGCCUACGAACGCGUUUGGGGUCAGUGCUUCAGACACCUAAAGACAUUUUUUAGUUCAUUGGAUAUUGCAGGAUGCAACAUUUAGUGAUAUAGGUUCCUCUUCCAGUAAUAUUCCUUCAUUAAACUAAUCAUGACACUAAUAAUCUAUCUAUGACAUUUAUGCAGCCUGCAAAUUAAUUAAUAAAUUCUAAGAUUUUGAAUUGCUUGAGAGUUUAUGAAAGUCAUAUUUCUGGAACACGUCACAUUUUUGUGCCGUAGUCC